GGGAAAAGCAAAAACCCUUUGGCUUUGACAGCAGCCGCCACAAGUCUUUCCGCCUUCCCAGCCUGGAUGGGAGCUAGGGGAUUAUGGGGGCCUGACCAGAAAAUGAAGGUUGUAGGAGCCUAGAGCCCCGGGCAGCCCUUGCCACCUCCCCUAGCCGCCUGCUCAUGCUGACAUCUACCGGGAGGACAAGACAAAAAGCUAUCUGCUCACCAUGCCCAGCACUCUUAGCCCCCCAGGGGCCCUGAGCUUCCCCCUUCCAGAUGCCUGAUGGGGCUGCAUGCCUCCGUCUAGAUGUGGCGCUGGGCGCUCUCUCUAGCACUCAGGAGAUUUUUUUUUCUCUGUCCUAUGCCUGAAGCCUGAAGCAUGAGGGCAGCUGAGUGAGCCUGUUGGGUGUGGGAUCCUAAUGCCUCUGGGCUCCCUUUCCUAAGAAGCCUGCCCAUCACCACCACCCAAAGAGUUGGGGAGGGGGGAGGGGGGAGAAGAAAGGGGCCAGAGAGGGAUCUAGAGAGGGACGGAGGGGGUUAGGGGCAUCAUGGCUCAAGCCCUGCCCUGGCUCUUGCUGUGGAUGAGUUCAGGGGUGCUGUGCACCCAGCCAGGAAUCCGGCUUCCCCUGAAGAGUGGGCUCCCCUUGGGUCUCCGGCUGCCUCGGGAGGCCAUCGAGGAGCUGGAUGAGCCCAGCCGCCUCCUCAGCCACAGGAGCAGUUUCGUAGAGAUGGUGGACAACCUGAGGGGCAAGUCUGGUCAGGGCUACUACGUGGAAAUGACAGUGGGCAGCCCCCCACAGACGCUCAACAUCCUAGUGGACACAGGCAGCAGUAACUUUGCAGUAGGAGCUGCUCCCCAUCCCUUUUUACAUCGAUAUUACCGGAGACAGCUAUCCAGCACCUAUCGGGACUUACGGAAGGGUGUGUAUGUGCCCUACACCCAGGGCAAGUGGGAGGGCGAGCUGGGCACUGACCUAGUAAGCAUCCCUCAUGGCCCAAAUGUCACCGUACGUGCCAACAUCGCUGCCAUCACUGAGUCUGACAAGUUCUUCAUCAAUGGCUCUAACUGGGAGGGCAUCCUGGGGCUGGCCUAUGCUGAGAUUGCUAGGCCUGAUGAUAGCCUGGAGCCCUUCUUUGACUCUCUGGUGAAGCAGACCCAGGUACCCAACCUCUUCUCCCUACAGCUGUGUGGCACUGGCUUUCCAAACCUCAACCAGUCGGAGGCACUGGCUUCUGUUGGGGGAAGCAUGAUCAUUGGGGGCAUUGACCACUCUCUAUAUGUGGGCAGUCUGUGGUAUACACCCAUCCGACGAGAGUGGUACUAUGAAGUUGUCAUUGUUCGAGUGGAGAUCAAUGGUCAGGACCUGAAAAUGGAUUGUAAGGAGUACAACUAUGACAAGAGUAUUGUGGACAGCGGCACCACCAACCUGAGACUGCCCAAGAAAGUGUUCGAGGCUGCAGUCAAGUCCAUCAAGACAGCCUCCUCGACAGAGAAAUUCCCAGAUGGCUUCUGGCUAGGGGAGCAGCUGGUGUGUUGGCAAGCUGGUACUACCCCCUGGAACAUCUUUCCAGUCAUCUCACUCUACUUAAUGGGUGAAGUCACUAAUCAGUCCUUCCGAAUCACCAUCCUGCCACAGCAAUAUCUAAGGCCAGUGGAGGACGUCGCUACAUCUCAAGAUGACUGCUACAAGUUUGCCAUCUCACAAUCAUCCACGGGCACUGUUAUGGGAGCUGUGAUCAUGGAAGGCUUCUAUGUUGUCUUUGACCGAGCCCACAAACGAAUUGGCUUUGCAGUCAGCGCCUGCCAUGUGCAUGAUGAGUUCCGGACAGCAGCAGUGGAAGGUCCCUUUGUUAUCACAGAUAUGGAGGACUGUGGCUACAACAUCCCGCAGACAGACGAGUCGACCCUCAUGACCAUAGCUUAUGUGAUGGCUGCUAUCUGUGCUCUCUUCAUGCUUCCACUCUGCCUCAUGGUGUGCCAAUGGCGUUGCCUCCGUUGCCUGCGCCGUCAGCAGGAUGACUUUGCUGAUGAUAUCUCUCUGCUCAAGUGAGGAGUCCUCCAGGCCUCAUAGGCCCUCUAUGGCUCUCUACUCUGGCCACAGGCAGGAGACAUGGAGAUAGAGCAAUGUGACCAGAGCACUCAGGACCCUUACCCACCAGCCUGCCUAUCUUGUCUGGGAGAGAACCAGAAGAUUCUGGCAAGGUGUAUCCUACUGGGAUAAUGUUUUUAGAUGGGAAAAGAGGAAAGGAAGCUCUCCAUUGGCAGGAAACCCUUUGGUCACUUCAAACCUCAGCUAGAAAAUUUUCUGCUGCUUGAACUUCAUCCCUAAAAAUUUUCACCACCUCACCAAGUCCUCAAUCCAAAUUCUUCCCUUUUCCUUAUUCUCAGAAUUGGUACUAUACCCAGCCUUUACCCUGCUGAUGUCCUGGGAUUAAACAUGGUUUACCUUGUGGUUCUCUUCAGCAGGGGCUAAUGUAUGACAGCUCCUUAUUUUUGUGUAGAACCAAUAUAAACAACCCCCUAAUUUAAUUACAGGGGUGAAUUUUUUAAAAUUUGUGAAUAGAUUGAGGUAUUUAAGUGAUUUUUACUUGGAGGGAGGGUAGGCAAUGGUGAGGACAGAGAGAGAGAAAGAAGUUAGGGAAGAGUAGUAAAUGGGAAGAACAGUCACAAUUUUAUGCCUUGCCAUCUACAUAGGAUACUAUGUCAUAUAUACCAACCAGGAAAACCCUUAUUCGGUAAGGAACUCUAGUUGUCUUGAAAGAACCAGAUUGGCCCUCACACUAUGGCCACCGAUACUCCUAUUCCUAUUAUUCCCGACUGACUUCAAGGUAAACUCAGAAGAAAAGAGAAAUCCUUGCAAAAUUUGACCAGAGUCAUCAUCUGCCUUCCAGAAAGAGCAAAUAGAUGGCAAAUCAAAUUUCUCCCACUGGAGGUCCAUUAAGCAAAUGACUUUUUUCACUACUGAACCCUCUGUUCCCAGAGCACUUGUACUAGAGUUUUGCUAAGAUUCCACAACCUUCCACAACCCCCCCCCCCCAACUUUAUUUCAUUUCCACAGAAAGAAUAAAUGGAAUAAGGCAGA
This is a messenger RNA of Monodelphis domestica (gray short-tailed opossum), 3067 nucleotides long. RefSeq names its product beta-secretase 1 (gene BACE1). The record is from RefSeq and is a predicted model, not a curated record. Gene Ontology annotation, cellular component: endosome; trans-Golgi network; plasma membrane. Gene Ontology annotation, molecular function: aspartic-type endopeptidase activity. Gene Ontology annotation, biological process: amyloid-beta metabolic process; membrane protein ectodomain proteolysis. NCBI's taxonomy places the organism in Eukaryota, Metazoa, Chordata, Mammalia, Didelphimorphia, Didelphidae.